AUGCCAAGGACUCGUGCUAAUAAUGCGAGUUCCUGUAACAAGAACACAGAAGCCCUUGGAGAAUUCUUCAAGACCUUGGGGGCCAUGACUCAAAUGAUGAAAGAAAGUAUGCCAGCCUUGGUUACCCCUGCCCCAGAGAAGGCUGAUGGUGGACUAAUAGAAAGGUUCAGGAGGCUAGCACCUCCGACGUUUUUAGGGCAUGGGGGAGUAGAAAAAGCAGAACGGUGGAAAAGGCAAGUAGAAAAGAUAUUUGAAGUGUUGCAUUGCAGUGAUGAACAGAAGGUUAGGUUGGGGGCCAUCAUGUUAGAAGGAGAUGCUGAGCACAGAUGGGGCUUAGUAAAACAAUCAUGGGAAAAGUCAGGGAUAGAAGUGACUUGGGAGAACUUCUUGGAAGCCUUCAAUGAGAAGUACUUCCCUGACUUAGUACGGGAAAGAAUGGACGUGGAAUUUAUUGAGCAACAACAAGGGGGUUUGUUCGUAGAACAGUAUGCGGCCAAAUUUGCUAAAUUGUCAAGAUAUGCGCCGCACAUCAUUAACACCGAGGCGCGGAAGGGUAGUAAGUUUGAAAGAGGCCUCAGGCCAGAAAUAAGAGAGAGGGUAUUAUCAGCCAAUUUAAAGACCUUCUCCCCUUUAGUGGAUUUGGCCAUAAAAAUAGAAAGGGACGGCGAAGAGUCCCGGUUCAGGAAAGAUGGGAGGAUGGUAGCAGCUCAGUUUAGAAGUUUUGGAAGAGAGACUCAACCACCCCCAAAGAGAAGUUCUAGGGGAAAUAAUAAUCAAGGGAGUAAGAAGAUCCAGAAAACCUUCUAG
This is a messenger RNA of Amborella trichopoda, 807 nucleotides long. RefSeq lists its product as uncharacterized. The record is from RefSeq and is a predicted model, not a curated record. NCBI's taxonomy places the organism in Eukaryota, Viridiplantae, Streptophyta, Magnoliopsida, Amborellales, Amborellaceae.